Messenger RNA from Cannabis sativa, 954 nucleotides. RefSeq lists its product as uncharacterized. Gene Ontology annotation, molecular function: RNA binding. The record is from RefSeq and is a predicted model, not a curated record. Gene Ontology annotation, cellular component: nucleolus. Gene Ontology annotation, biological process: maturation of LSU-rRNA from tricistronic rRNA transcript (SSU-rRNA, 5.8S rRNA, LSU-rRNA). NCBI's taxonomy places the organism in Eukaryota, Viridiplantae, Streptophyta, Magnoliopsida, Rosales, Cannabaceae. The transcript has 8 exons. Bases 136 to 765 code for a protein of 209 amino acids.
CACAUUAUUUAUUUAUUAAUUUUUAAUGAAAAAGAACGGUGAGUAUAAAUAGGGAAAUGCUAUGAGGGAAUGCUUCUUUGGCGUUCUUUCCCUAAAACCCUAAUUUUGUUCUGGUAUUACGCGUGAGAGAGUAAAAUGGGGGCCAAGGCGAAGAAAGCUCUGAAGAAAAAUAUGAGCAAGGUUUCCGCUGCUCCUCAGAAGAAGGAAGCUGCUGAUUUCCUGCCAUUAGAGGGAGGUCCUGGGCUCAAGCUUCCUGUUCAGAAGCCUACUGAAGAUGUUUCUAAAGUUGUAUACGUUGGUCGGAUACCUCAUGGAUUCUACGAGAAUGAGAUGGAAGGUUUCUUUCGACAAUUUGGGGUAAUCAAGAGACUAAGAAUCGCAAGGAAUAAAAAGACAGGAAAGUCCAAACAUUAUGGCUUCAUUGAAUUUGAGGAUUCAGGGGUAGCCAGCAUUGUAGCAGACACAAUGAAUAACUAUUUGUUAUUUGAACACUUGUUGCAAGUUCAACUUGUUCCUUCAGAUCGUAUCCAUCCUAAACUAUGGAGAGGUGUUAGUUUUCGAUACAAGCCACUGGACUGGGUUAAAAUUGAGCGAAAGCGUCACGAUAAGGAAAGAACAUUGGAUGAGCAUAAGAAGUUGGUGGAGAAAAUCGUCAAGCGAGAUGGGAAACGUCGAAAGAUGAUAGAGGCUGCUGGUAUUGACUAUGAGUGCCCUGAAAUUGUGGGUAACUUGGAACCUGCUCCAAAGAAGAUUAGAUUUGAGUAAAGAGCAGAUACCAAGAUUUUGAUUCCAUCCAAAAUAUGUGUCCUAGAAUUCUGCUUUUGUUUUUAGAACUUCUAGAUUUAUGUAAUCAUGUUUCUGCUGUUAAAAAUGCUAUAUAUUGAGAAACAGACUUGGAUGUAAGAAUGAUAAUAUGGUGAAAGUGGAAGAAGUUUUGCCCUCUUUAUUUUAUAA